AUGCAUGGCGUUGGCAUUUUGCGUCUCCAUGAUGAUCUAAACCCGGUUGCAUCUGAUGCAAAUCAAAAAUGCAUCUUGCUGCCUCCUCUUGUAUCUUUGCCUCAUUGCCAAACCCAAAUCGUCACCAACGUGUCCUUGUCCUCACUAUCUCCAGAGGAGGAAGAUUGUGUCGUGGCUAUUAAGUUCAUGGGACCCCAACUCAGCUACUGCCGACCCUCUGCUCAAGGCAACUCCAAGUGGUUCAACAUCAGGAUCGCAAACCCUUGCUUCUUCUCCUCCCGUGUCAUGUUUUCCAAGAAACAUAACAUGUUUCGCAUACCUGGAGCUGGCGGCCAACUCAUUGCAUCAUGGGAUCUCUGCGAAGACAAGCACACACCCAAGUUUCAGGAGUUGCGAUAUCAUUUUCUUCCAGAGCCGACCGAAGCAGAACGUGAGGUUAUGGAUACAUGUCUCACGAGCGAACACAUGGUGGAAUCACAAUCCACAGGUGAAACCUUUUUGGUCAAGUGUUUCAGACAGACUAUGGACGGUAUUGCCGUAUUGCAAACAAAAGGUGUAAUGGCGUUCAGGGUAACCCCCAAGGGAAAUUCAGUGUACACUCAAGACAUUGUAGAUCUCACCAUUUUCAUCUCAAAGGCUGAAGCAUUCUGUGUCCGUGCUAGCUCGUUUCCUGGCGUGAGCCCUAACCAUGUCUAUAUCUUGGAUGUCAUGGAGAUUUCAUUUUUCAAGCUUCCUGAUUCUUCCAUCACAACUCUUACUGAAAGAAUCAUGUCCCCUUACGUUUUUCCACCUCAAAAUAUAGAAUAUUAA
This is a messenger RNA of Brassica napus (rape), 810 nucleotides long. RefSeq lists its product as uncharacterized. Lineage: Eukaryota; Viridiplantae; Streptophyta; Magnoliopsida; Brassicales; Brassicaceae. The coding region runs from base 1 to 810 and encodes 269 amino acids. The transcript has a single exon. The record is from RefSeq and is a predicted model, not a curated record.